GCGAGGUCGCUUCUUCUCCGGCGAGGUCCGACCUCUCAAGAAAAAUGACCGACGCAACAAUUAUUUCCAUUUACCUGGAAAAUAGCAAAAUCGAUUUUAUCUUUUAGCAUGACCUGCCUGGAAGAAACCAGGCGCGCCCGAUUUCGCCUAACGUUUCCCAUUUCCAUAGGGAGACCGGCCCCAAGUAAAAAGAAAAAGGUGACGGUUGAACAAAGCCACAUCGGGUCACUCGCCACUGGCGAACUGCCUAACAAGUGUUAUAUAUUCCCUCUUCUGCCCUUCCCACUACUCCUCGUCGACUUGAUUCGCCGGCGCCGACGAGCAACCCCGACUUGACUCUGACCACACCACCACCACGCCAUCACCUUUCCCUCACAGCUCCACAGUCCUGGCCACGCACACACAAGCAAAGAAUCCUCUCCUGUCGUCGACAAACCCAAGAUGAGCAGGCUCCACCACGUCCUCCUCCCAUUCCUCCUCCUCCUGGCCGCCGCCGGCAGCGCCGCGUCGGCGUCGAGCCCCCCGAAGGUGAGCCCGGCGGAGGCCACAGGCUUCGUGCGCCGGUGCUGCCGUGCCACGAGCUACCCGCGCGCGUGCGAGCGGAGCCUGGUCCCUCGCGCGCCGAGCGUGGGGCUCAGCCCGCGCCGGCUCGCGCAGGCCGCGCUGGCGGCCGCCGCCGACGCCGCGCGCAACUGCUCCGCCUACAUCGGGUCCCCGUCCUCCUCCUACGCGUCGUCCAAGGGGAAGGGGGGCGGCGCCAUGGGGGACUGCGCCGAGACGGUGCGCGACGCGGCGGACCUGCUGAAGCAGUCGGCGGCGGAGCUGGGCGGGCGGGUGGGGCGCGCCUCGUCCCCGCGCUUCGCGUGGUGCCUCAGCAACGUGCAGACCUGGGCCAGCGCCGCGCUCACCGACGCCGAGACCUGCCUCGACUCCCUCUCCACCUACGCCGGCGGCGCGCCCCGGGAGGACGUGAAGCGCCGCGUCGUCGCCGUCGAGCAGGCCGCCGGCAUCGCCCUGGCCCUCGUCAACCGCCUCCAGCCCGCGCGCCGCCCCGCCACCGCCACCGCCGUCCACCAGUAGCCGUUGCUGCUAGCUAUCUAUUCCCCGUCGCCAUUGUAGCUACAUAUUCUAUUCCCCUUCGCCAUUGCUGCGCUGGCAGACAUAUGUACGGAUUACGUUACUGCUAGUGAAACAAUUUCACCAUCACCAUCA
Molecule: messenger RNA, 1212 nt
Organism: Triticum dicoccoides
Lineage: Eukaryota; Viridiplantae; Streptophyta; Magnoliopsida; Poales; Poaceae
Product: pectinesterase inhibitor 11-like
Exons: 1
Coding region: 442-1080 (212 amino acids)
Biological process (GO): negative regulation of catalytic activity
Molecular function (GO): enzyme inhibitor activity
Source: RefSeq, a predicted model, not a curated record